This is a messenger RNA of Macrosiphum euphorbiae (potato aphid), 843 nucleotides long. Lineage: Eukaryota; Metazoa; Arthropoda; Insecta; Hemiptera; Aphididae. The record is from the annotation of a GenBank genome assembly.
AUGGAAUCACUUCUUAGAGCCAUCCACUGUGCAUCAAAGGCUUUCCAAGACUGUUCUAUUAUUUUACCAGUCGCCAUUGAUUUAAUUAAAUCUACAAAACGACAGCUUUAUAAUAUGCGCAAUGAUGAAUUUUGGGAUGAUGUUACAAAAAAAGCAAAAACUAUUGCUGUUAAAAAUGGUAUCAACAUAAAUAAAAAAAAGAAUCCAAGAAAGACUUGUUUGAAUAAGAAUCUAUUUUAUGUUGAAACUACGGUUGGUCAAAGUAAUAAGAACAAAACUUCAGAGUUGAGUAAAGACUUGAAAAUCAUUUUUUUUUCAGCAGUUGACAGAUUUGUUAAUGAAUUAGAUAAACGCUUCAAUGAUACAAAUAACAGCAUUAUUUUAACUAGCAGCAUUUUCCUUUCCUCCAGCCCUGAAUAUUUUAAUUUUAAAUGUCCAUUCCUUGAUGAUUUUUUACAAAAUUACAAGCACUUUAAUAUUAACACUAUCAAACUAAAAGCUGAAUUUCUGAGUGCUAAAGAAUUACUUUCGGGUGGUUCAAAUACCAAACAUGAUCUAUAUUCCAUUUCAAAAAUAUUACUCCAAUUACCUCAAUGUUACUCUGAAACAUUAAAAAUAAUAACCAUUCUUAUGACCUUAAAAGUUUCCACCGCUUGUAAUGAACGCUUUUUUUCAUCACUUAAGCAAAUUAAAUCAUAUUUAAGAUUAACUGUGUGUGAUGAUCGUCUCAAUGAUUUAUUGGUUGUUGCUGUUGAAAGUGAUGAGGAAUCAACAAUUAAUUUAGAUGAAGAACUUCACGUUUUUGCAAGUAUGAAGAAUCGUCGCUACCCACUUAUAAGCUAG